This is a messenger RNA of Gloeophyllum trabeum ATCC 11539, 420 nucleotides long. RefSeq lists its product as uncharacterized. The transcript has 4 exons. Lineage: Eukaryota; Fungi; Basidiomycota; Agaricomycetes; Gloeophyllales; Gloeophyllaceae. The record is from RefSeq and is a predicted model, not a curated record. The coding region runs from base 1 to 420 and encodes 139 amino acids.
AUGUCUGAGCCUCUCCCCAGCGGCGAGUACUUCAUCGAAGCUCCCCGAUUCAAUGAUGGCAGCUUUUCAAGUCGUCCCGUUAACCACAGAGGUGUUUUUGUGAUGUUAUUCCUUGAAGGCACACCUCCGGUCAAGUGGACUUUCAAUGAACUUGACAACGGGAAUUAUACCAUCGGGAUUGAGGGUCGAUUCGUUACCUCCGGUCCAAACCCGGUCAUUCUGACGGAUCAACAUUACGAAUGGAAGUUGGUGAAGGAAGACUUUCUCCCCUCUCCCGUGGGAUCCCACAACUAUAUUACACAGACUGCCAGUGGUGACGGUAUCGUGUACAUCGAAGAAGGGUAUCCUGACAAGCAGACCGUGCUCAGUGUGGUACCCAACUGUCCCGGGGCUGGUUCUUCGGUUUGGAUUCAUACUUAA